Molecule: messenger RNA, 6184 nt
Organism: Anopheles arabiensis
Lineage: Eukaryota; Metazoa; Arthropoda; Insecta; Diptera; Culicidae
Product: eukaryotic translation initiation factor 4 gamma 3-like
Exons: 3
Coding region: 843-3125 (760 amino acids)
Cellular component (GO): eukaryotic translation initiation factor 4F complex
Molecular function (GO): protein binding; translation initiation factor activity; mRNA binding
Source: RefSeq, a predicted model, not a curated record
CAGCAAUAGCAGCUGUCAUUUUAACCACGCACGUGUGCGUAAUUUCCUCCCCUGUUUGCCAUUGACGAGCGGGGGCCGCCGCCUUUCAUUGUAUGAAAGGGCCCGCUGGUAGGUGAGAUUGUUUUUGUUCAGCUCUGGCAGGAGCCGGAGACAAAAGAACAGACGGAAACGGCUAGGCGAGGGGCCGAUAAACCAGGGCGCACAAAACAACGAUCACCGCGUGCGCAAUCAUCGGUGGGGGCUUCUUCUUCUUCUUCUUGCAAAGGAUAUUAGCCAGACAGAGGAGUGUUGUCAGUGUGUCUUGGUCUUGCUACUACUACGCAACGAACUCUAAAAGACCCCCCCAAAAACGGUCCCCGCGUGAAUACACUAGACAAACACAUCGGAAAGACGAGGCUGGUUCCUUCAAUCCACACAAAAUACUAAUGGUGGUAGUGUGCUAGGUUCAGUACUUUAAGAGAAAACUGUGAAGCAAACAUUGUGAAUUGUCAAGUGUUAAAGCAUAGCAGCGCGAACAAAGUACGCGAUCACACACACAUACGCGAUCCUCACUGCCAAACUGCAUUCGCAUUCGCCAUAUACAUAAAGUGUGAAAAACUCUGUGUUCCUCGUACCCAAAUAGAGACUGUCCAAUAGUGCGCUAAAUACAUACACAUACAACUUCCACACUGCCAGGGCUUUUGCUCUACACACACACACACACAACGCGCGUGAGCCCCGGGAGGCAGUUUCGUUUCGCUUUACGGAAACGAUUUGUGCAACCUGGAGGAGGGUGUGAUCCAGUGUACGGAAGCGAACGAACGGAACACUAGAGGGAGCGGCAGCUUUACCCCCUUUCCAGCAUGGCAACCGACAGUGGCGAUGUCGCCACGCUGGCCCAAUCAGCGGUGGCGGAAAAGCGCCAGGAGGAGGACAACAACAACAAGAUCGACCUUGUAGCGGAUGCGGUAACGAAGCUGUCCAUAAACGGUACCGCACCGGUGGCGGCGGACGCAAAUGGUGAAGCGGAGGAGGAACCGGGCACCACCGAACCGUCGGACAACGCGCUCAACAACAACGAUGGAGGUGGCGGCGGCACUGCAGCGACCGGGAACAACAAUAACGCCUCGGAUCCGGCCACUCCGACCACGCCGACCGGUGGGCUGUCGAUUGGCAAGCGCAUCCGCCGCACGUCCGAGAAGCUGAACGAGGAUGCGGUGAGCUGUGUGCGCAAGAAGUACUCGCUCGAUCUGCUGCUGUCGCUGAAGGAUUCGGCGAUUGGGCGCGAGAAGCCCACCACGAUACCGGACGUUUGCAAAUCGCUGCUCAAGUCCAGCCCGGGCACGUUCGUGUCCUCCGCACGGCACAUGGGCGGUCGUGGUGGCGGCGGCGGUGGUGGUGGUGGUGCUGGCGCCGUCAGCGGACAGGACAACUCGCUGCUGCCGUCGUUCAUGAAGAGCAUGGGCUUCGGCGGCCCGAUGCCGUCAGCGGGCGAAGGGAGCGGAAUGGAUAGCCCGUCGGGCGGUGGCCGGCCGCCCAUGAACCGCAACCUGUACCGUGGCCGGCUGUCCGCGAAGGAGAUGUCGACCCGCACCGGCGCAAUGGCGGGCGGGGACGACACGGACGGGCAGAUGAUCAAGGUGAACCUGAACAUUAGCGAGGAGGUGAAGCUAAAGUCCUCCUCGAACGCGUGGAAACCGUCCUUCAUGCAGCCGAAGGUGGCGGCCGACCCGGAGACGGAAAAGACCCAGAAGCUGUCGCGCGAGUUCCGCAGCGCGCUCAACAAGCUGACGCCGGAGAACUUUGGCGUGCUGAAGGAACAGAUCAAGGCGCUCACGAUCGACACGGAAGAGCGGCUGACCAACUGCAUCAAGAUCCUGUUCGAGAAGGCCAUCAUGGAGCCGAACUUUUCCGACACGUACGCGCAGCUGUGCCGGGAGCUCGGCACAGAGAUCAAGGUUAGCCCGAGCGGUGCGACCGGGCAGGUGAUGAGCCUGAAGCGCGUGCUCAUCUCCCAGUGCCAGGCGGAGUUCGAGAAGCAUCGCACCGAUUGCAAGCGCAACACGAAGCUGCAGCAGGAGAACGACAAGCGCACGGAGGCGGGCGAACAGACCGCGGAACAGACCGAGGACAUGAAGAUGGAGCUGGAGGAGCAGACGAACCGCAUCCGGAGGCGAGCGCUCGGCACGAUCCGCUUCAUCGGUGCGCUGUACAAGCAGGAGCAGCUGAGCGCGAACAUUAUGCUCAAGUGCAUCAUGCAGCUGCUGCAGGACGACGUGCUGGACGAGGAGUCGCUCGAGUGUCUGUGCAAGCUGCUGACCACGAUCGGCGUGCGCAUUGAGGCGACCGCCCAGGACUCGUCCGGCACGCUGCAGGAGUGCUUCAACAAGCUGCAGCGCAUCUCGGAACGUCAGAUACUGCUGCCGAACGGGGAGCCGGUGUGCAAUCGCAUCCGGUUCAUGAUCAUGGACCUGCUCGACCUGCGCAAGGAUAAGUGGCGAGGGAGACUGGCCCAGGCGGCGCCGAAAACGCGCGAGGAGAUCCAGCGCGAGGUGGAGGCGGAGGAGAACAAGAACUGGCUGCUCAGCUACAAGCUACCGCGCGGUGGCGGUGGAGGUGGUGGUGGCGGCGGUGGUGGUGGUCGUGGAGGUGGUGGUGGUGGCGGCGGCGGCGGUGGCGGUGGUGGCGGAAGUGCACAGAAGAACAAGCGCAUGGUCGAUGAGGAUGGGUUUAUGCUGCCGGCCAACUCGCGCAACAAUGCCUGGACCAUGCUAUCGAUCGAUCCGAAGAAGAUAAACAUUUCGGCACCUAAACCGCAGACUGGUGAAACGCGCCUCGGAUCGGCCUCCAUGUUCCAGGGCUGGGGUGGAAAAACAAACAACGUGUUCGCGUCCCUCAACAUUGACGAGUCGGCUGCCCAACCGCCAAGCUUCUUCGGUGCGUCCGGUCCGAUGGGUGGUGGCAGUAGUGGUGGUGGUGGUGGUGGAAGUGGCGGAAGUGGCGGCAGCGGUGGUGGUGGACGAGGAGGUGGUGGUGGUGGAGGUGGUUCCAAGGGUUCGCAAUCCCACAAAAAGGGUGGCGGCGGCGGCGGUGGCAACAACUCUAAAACGCCCCAUUACCUCGGCCGAACCAGCAGCCACUUGUGAUAGGGCAAUCAUCAGCAGCAAUGAUCGAUCGACACCGAACAGCAGCACUAACCCCCCGGCCAUCAUCAUCCACGUGCAAUGAGGUAACAGUGGAGAGAGAGAGAGAGAGAAUGGGAGAGAAACACACAGCAGCCAAGGAGUGCGGCUGCAAAAUUGUGAAGCGCUGGCGCAGAAAUGAUCGAGAAAAUCACGAGGAGAAGCUAAAUUUGCUGCGAAAGAUGAGGGUAGAUGAUGGAGGUGCACGAGUGGGGCUGCUCUGUUUUGUUUACGCUACUACCACAUCCCAAUUGCGCUUUAUUUUUGACACAAUUUCGGUAGGUCCGGUAUCGCAGUCAGUGGGUUUUUAACUUACGCCUCAAAACACACGAAACGGUCGAACGGGGGGGUCGCGCCUCCUUUUCUCAUUGUGACAUAGGGAAAGGGGCGAAGAUUUGCAUGAGGGCACCAGGGUUUACUACAGGGCCUACUACUGAGAGAGAUGAGAUCAAGAUUAGAUCUUCGUCUUCGCCUAGGUUUCGUCCCGCAGCAGAUAUACCUCUGUGUGUAUCUGGUAGCCUGUUUGUGUGUGUAUGUAUGUGUGUAUGUAACUCUUUUCGUACAGUUGGCUUUUUUGGGUAGGCACAUUUUAUGAUGAACGCAUUAAAAUUCAAUGUAUCGCUCUACGCACUCAAUGCACUCAAUGGGGGAACCAGCAGCAAAACAUAAUGCAGUGGGCUGGAUCACUGUUUAGUAAACCUUUAUCUGCACACUAUAACUGUUACUAUUGCAAAUUCUGUGGUUUCCGUCUCCCUCUAUUUCUCCUUUUAAAAGGGUUUAUUUUCACGUUAAUUUCCCACUUGUUCUUUUCCUGUAAAUCUAAAGUAAAGGUUUUGACUAUCUAAAGUGCGAGGUUGUACAGAAGAAGCAGAAGAAGAAGAAGAAGACACGCAAAAAACCCCGCGUUGAUACUAAUGCUAACAUGAUAUUGAUGAUAUGAUGGAAGAGAGCGUGAGGGGGUGAGAUAGAGAAAUGAUUGUGUUUUCCUUCCGCUAUUAAUUUUUAUAACCUUCCAUACAAGAAAAAAAGAGAAAAAUCCAGCCGCAAAUAGGAAAACAGUUGAACGACGCGAGGGAGAAUGUGUUUUCAUGAAACAAAACAAAAAAAAGAAGCAGAGAUAUACUCGAUAAAAAAGAAGCCGUACUAAUAUGUAUACAUUAGUUGAUUAGUUAGGACGCAAAACCGAUUAAAAAUUGAGAAGCGAGGCGAUAUCUUUAAGAUCCUCUCUACCAUCCCCCCGCCCCCGACACACAAACACACACACGGUUCUAAGCCAAAACAUGCAACAAUUGGUGCGGUUGCAGUAUGAAACAUUUAAAGCAGAAACUGCUUCCAUAAGUACAGUGUUCCCAGCAGACUGUGUGAACUGUUAAACAAAAAAGAAGAAAAAAGCUAACCGUUUAAAAAACAAAAGUAUGGCACAGAACGGCGGAUUGGGUAAAGCAGCAUUAAUAUAUACAUGAAUGAGCAAAAAAAAAAAAAGGGAAAGCAAAGCAGAAAUAGCACCAUAUAUAUUAGCAAUAUAAACCAUACAUUAUAUAUAAACCACAUGAGAAAACAAGAAACAACGUGUUUGAUGAAUAUAGACUAAAACAAAGGAAGAGGAGGAUGGUGCUGCUCCUCGCAGGAAACAUGCAACAGUGCAACCUGGUUCUUCCCGUAAGCCUCUGUGGCCCAGAAUCUAGGGGCGCAGUUCAAAAAAGAGCAAGAAGACACAGUUUCAGGUACGAUGCAUGAAAAAGCAUGAACUUAUAAAAAUAUGAAUCGUACCUCUUACCAAGAGCCACAUUAAAACAGUGUAAAAUGGGGAUGUGCGCAAACAACAACAAUAGGGGAAUUAUUACUCUUCAGUUAAUAUAACUUUUUUUUGUUGAAUAUUUACAAUAUCAAAACGCGCAUUGUGCUUUCGCUGAUCGUGUGUCGUUGGACGCUAAGCAUUAGCGCGCAGCCUCCUCUUCCGUCAAACAAAGAGGUCAAACAUCUGCCCUCCCCCCCGGAACACAUUAGUUAGUACCGCAGCCAGAAGAAUGUAACAAACAAAUAGACAAACAAAUAUUGAGCUGAAGGGCAAACAAAAAAAAAAAAGCUGGAUAAGCAGCAGGAACACACUACUUACUAUAACUACUACUUGUAAGCUACAUUAGAUGAUAAUUUAGGGUUUUAAAAUGAAUUUGGAAUUGGAGGUUGAAGGAAGAUUUGAUGUACGCCGGUGGAAACUACGCUCCACUCAUAUCGCAAACAGCCAGCAACCAAGUGGUGGUGGCACAUGUGGGUUGUCUUUAUACAUAAACCAUCUCUUCCAAGAAGUAACUACAAUACGCGCUGCUACUACUGUUAUUACUAGCAAACACACACACACACUGCCGUCUGGAAUAAAGGAAUGCCAGAUGGUACCAAUUCGAGGGAAAAAACGCAUUCGAUUGUGCGAUUAUGCGAUAUGAUGGGAUGUGGUGAAGCAGCAGCCUGCAGUUAAUAAACAUGUUGUACCGUGGCGUACACGUGUCAUGUGUGGUACUAGAGAGAGAAUAAAAAAAACAAUACCUCCACAGACUACGUACGCGUGCGAGGACCCCGAGAACACCGACCGGCUUGGGGUCCCAAAAUGUAGCAUUAUAUGAAAUAUGAAAUGGGUUUCUUUAGCUAUCAAAAAUAGUCUCUAACGGACGGCCGGACGGCACUCAUGCUCUGAUGAUGAUGGUGAUGAUGAUGAUAAUGAUGAUGAGCUGAAGUUCCCCUACAGGGACGGGCCCGUGCUAGCAGCAGUUAUAUGGCAUAUAUUAUUAUGAUUAACUAUAAUCUCCACUUUCCCUUUUGCGCAAGAAGCUACGGCUGAAUUGGACCUUCCCGUUUCCCUCCUUCUUCCCAUCCAUACAAACUGUUACUUUCUAUCUAUUGUUCUUUGUUUUUCGUUCUACUUUCCCCCCCUUUUCUUCGGUCGGUUAAUUAGUGUAAGGAAACAUGUAAACGGUACGCGGUUACAGUGUAAAUAAACGACAGUCGCCUCCAUUUGUAAUAGCAAGCAA